GGAAAACACACACACUCUCUCUCUAACCUUUUCUUGUAACAACUUAAUCUCUCUCUGUAAGUCAUCUGUUUUCUUGUUCUUAUAUUUUCUUUCAACACUCACGGAAAAUCUCCAUUUCAUUAUUAUAGUUCAGAUUCAACUCAACAUGUGUAUUUAGUAGAGAGAAAAAAAGUAGAGAAUAUUUAUAGGUGAGGGUCAAAUUUUAGCUGAGAUGAAAGAGCUAAGCAAACAAAACUCUUGAAAUUGUUUCUCCGAUCCUCUUUUGUUUACUAUUGUUUGACUUGUAGAGAAAGAAAUGUGGAAUCUAAACAACUCUCCAGAUCAUAUAAAGGACUAUGAAUCAGAAGAAGGUAAAGGUGUUGGAUCCAUUUCAAAUUCAAGUUCAUCAGCUGUUGAGGAAUUAUACGGUUCAGAGGAAGAAGAUGAAUUUCUCGAACAAAAUGGACUAAAAGGCAAGAAAAAGAAAAAUAUUCCUAGUAAAAUAUUUGGCUUCUCUAUGAUUGCUCCACCUAAUAAUAACAAUCACAACGACGAUAACUUGUCGUCGGAGAGUGAACCGCCGGUUACCCGGCAGUUUUUUCCGGUUGAUGAGUCGGAAAUCGGAAGUGGCAAUUUUAAUGAUAGAUCUUGUAGAUUUCCAAGGGCCCAUUGGGCUGGAGUGAAAUUCUACCAACCGGAGCCAUCUGCUAAUUCGCCAGCACUAUUGGGGAAGGGUAGUGAGUUGUCGCAACAAGUGCAGCCAAUGAAAAAAAGCCGGCGUGGUCCAAGGUCUAGAAGCUCACAGUACCGCGGUGUUACUUUUUAUCGGAGAACUGGCCGCUGGGAAUCACAUAUAUGGGAUUGUGGAAAGCAAGUUUAUCUAGGUGGAUUUGAUACUGCACAUGCUGCUGCUCGUGCGUACGAUCGGGCAGCAAUAAAAUUUCGUGGAAUGGAGGCGGACAUAAACUUUAACCUCGAAGAUUAUGAGGAAGAUUUAAAACAGAUGAAGAAUUUAACGAAGGAAGAAUUUGUUCAUGUACUGAGGAGGCAAAGUACUGGUUUUCCGAGGGGAAGUUCUAAGUAUAGAGGGGUGACAUUGCACAAAUGUGGUAGAUGGGAAGCUAGAAUGGGUCAAUUGUUGGGCAAAAAGUACGUUUAUUUGGGACUCUUUGAUACUGAAAAUGAAGCUGCCAGGGCUUAUGAUAAAGCUGCCAUCAAAUGUAAUGGCAAGGAUGCAGUCACUAACUUCGAUCCUUGCAUUUAUGAAAAUGAACUUAAUUCAUCUGAAUGUAGUAAUAAAGCAGCAGAUCACAGCCUUGACUUAAGCUUAGGUAGUUCGAGCUCAAAGCAAAACAGCCGUGAAAUGGAGGAUACUAAUAAGAAUCAAAAUUAUCCUUCUAUCCAAUUUGAUGUUGAUUGGCGACACCAAGGGUCGAAACCCAAGCAACCUAGUCCACUUGAUAUGGAGUAUGGGCGAAGAAGAAAUGUGUACAAUGAGACGGAAACGUUGCAACUCUUUAGCCAAACGCACCUACAUUCUCCGGGAUCCUUCAAGACAAAUAGCAAUGAAAUGCAAAGGUUUGGCCAAUAUAUGAGAGCUGGUGACUCCCAAAUGAUUCCACCACAAUUCACCUCCUCAAAUUAUCAAGUUCAGUUUCCAAGCAGCAGCAAUAGAAGAGAUACUCAACAAUGGCAAAGCAAUACUGUUCCUCCUCCUCACCUAUUUGCAACUGCUGCAGCAUCAUCAGGAUUCCCUCAGCAGAUAUUAAGACAUCAAAACUGGCCUCACAAAAGUGGCUUUAACUACUCUCUCACCAGACCAUCCAAUUAAUUUUCUAUCGAGACAGUCGAUCGAUGCAUGGAAUAUUUUGCGUCUAAGAGAGUUAGCGAACCGCACGCACCUGAAGGAGGGUUGUGAUGUAAACUAUAAUGUAAUAUAAUAUUUACAAGGGUUAAUCUUGAUGGUAAAAAAAAGCUUUUGAGAGAUUCCAACUCUAUGGAUAUAGUUGGUACAAAGCUAACUGAAGAAGAGAUAUUGAACUAGAUUUCUUACUCAUGUAAGCUGCCAAUUUAUACCAUCCACAAGUACAGCUACUAAAUAAAUGUUUUU
Messenger RNA from Solanum lycopersicum (tomato), 2089 nucleotides. It is a transcript of the gene AP2b, whose product is annotated as APETALA2-like protein AP2b. Gene Ontology annotation, biological process: regulation of DNA-templated transcription. Gene Ontology annotation, molecular function: DNA binding; DNA-binding transcription factor activity. Lineage: Eukaryota; Viridiplantae; Streptophyta; Magnoliopsida; Solanales; Solanaceae. The record is from RefSeq and is marked validated.